Clupea harengus (Atlantic herring) is the source of this 3640-nucleotide messenger RNA. RefSeq names its product DENN domain containing 1C (gene dennd1c). Gene Ontology annotation, molecular function: guanyl-nucleotide exchange factor activity; phosphatidylinositol phosphate binding. Gene Ontology annotation, biological process: endocytosis; endocytic recycling. Gene Ontology annotation, cellular component: cytosol; intracellular membrane-bounded organelle. NCBI's taxonomy places the organism in Eukaryota, Metazoa, Chordata, Actinopteri, Clupeiformes, Clupeidae. The record is from RefSeq and is a predicted model, not a curated record.
CAGGAAAUGAAGUGGGGAGAGGUGCGUCAGUGUAUGCUGGUUGCGGUGGUGUGUUUUUGUCAGUGUGUCAGUGUGUGUGCGCCUAUGUGGACGGUGUUGGUGCAAGUGUGUGUGUGUGUGUGGGUUUCAGUCAGUCAGGGGGACAGCCAGCAUUACUCUAAAAUGGCCACGGAAACACACCCGGCCUAACAGAUCACCUAUGGACGCAAGAGUGCUGCCUCAUCAUGGGCUCCAGGCUAAGAGAAAAUCCCGAGAGAACUUUCUACUGGUUCUUCGAGGCCUCCUGCCCCAUAGCCAAGGACAAAGAUCCUGGUUUGCUGUUUCAAUUUCCAGAUGACUUCAGUGAUGAGGAGGCCCGUCUGUACCUGCCUCGCUUCUGUUUCCCCUAUGACAUCGAGAGGGUCAGGGAGACUGUGGCUGUGCAGCACUUCACCUUUGUGCUGACUGAUCUGGAGGGAUGCCAGCGGUUCGGCUUCUGCAGACUCACCUCCAGCUCUGAGACCUGCCUAUGCAUCCUCAGUUAUCUCCCCUGGUUUGAGGUAUUUUACAAACUUCUAAACAACCUUGCCGACUACUUGACAAAGGGACAAACCAAUGAGAUGCGAGAGCUACUGGCCAACCUCUACAAACACCCACUUCCAUUGGCCAGUUCCGGUGUCACUCUGCAGCUGGGAGAUAAACUACAAAUCAGAGUCGAGAUACCACAUCAACACGGAAACCACCCCUUAACGCAGGAAGAGGUGUCCCAAGGGAUCCCCUACUUCAUUGCACCCGACCCCAAGAGCCUGCCGUCCAUUCCGGAGAGUAGGAACCUGACAGAGUUGAUGGUGGCUGUAGAUGUGGGGAACCUGCUCCAGCUGUAUGCCAGCAUGCUGUUUGAGAGACGCAUCCUCAUCUACAGCAGGAAACUCAGCACGCUGACAGCAUGUGUGCACGCCUGCAGCGGCAUUCUGUAUCCCAUGUACUGGCAACACAUCUUCAUCCCAGUCCUGCCUCCCCAUCUACUGGACUACUGCUGUGCUCCCAUGCCAUACCUGAUAGGGGUUCACUCGAGCCUGACUGAGAGGGUGAGAAGUCGUGCCUUAGAGGAUGUGGUCAUCCUGAAUGUGGACACCAACACCAUGGAAACGCCCUUUGACGACCUGAAGAAGAUUCCGCCCGAUGUGGUGACAGCCCUGAAGGUGCGUCUAAAGAAGCAGUCUGCGUCUCCAGGGUGUGGUGUGGCCCGUGCGUUUCUCCGAGCUCAGGCUGUGCUGUUCGGAGGCUACAGAGAGGCUCUGCUCUACCCUGAGGAGGGUGCUAUCUCUUUCAGUGAGGAGUCCUUCCUGAACCACAAGUCCCCCUUCAUGAGGCAGUUUCUGGAGUGUGCCAUCAACCUACAGUUCUUCAAACAGUUCAUUGACAGUCGUCUGGAACAGCUGAACAAAGGAGAGGAACCUGACGACCUUUUUGAGGAGGAGAUCCUGCAGUGCGGAGCCUCAGCAGCACACAGCAAGUCCUACCAGCAGUGGGUGGGCAAUCUGAAGAAAGGGGGUGGGGCCCUUCUCCUGACGGUGAAGUCCAAAGCCCACAUGUAUAAAAGUGCAAAAGGCCAUAAUAAAUUUGGACUGAGGAAUAUCCUUUCAUCCAAGGACCCAAAUGAAGUCUGCCAUCUCCAGAGAGGUGGCUCUGUAUCAGGGACUCACCGUCGCAACCAAUCAGAUUGCUUACAGAACCGUCUGCCAAUCACACAGCAUUUUGGCCGGUCUCGACCACGUCGGCCCAAUCGCAGACAGACAGAGGGAGAUGGGAACACUGACAGACAAGCUUGGGAGGAUGGGUUGCCUGCGGGUUCUGCAGACGGGGAGGACACGUUCCCCCUGGAGCUGGAGGAGGAGGAGCCCCAUUCUCCGCUGCUGCCCGACCCGGAGGAGAUGGACCUGCUGGGCGAGAUCUUCGACACGCUGAGUGCCCAGAGCUCCAGCGAACGUGGCCUACUCUACAGCACGCGGAGCCUCGACCUGUUUGGCCCCGACAGCGCAGACUUCAUCUCACGGACAUCUUUGGCCACGCCCAGCCAGGAGAGUCUCCACCAAUCAAUCAACAGGAGUGGAAGCCUGAUAAGCUCGGAGGAGGGGUUAGAGGAAAAGGAGGAGCCUACCUCUGUGACUGAGUCGGUCAUCAGGCAAGGAAAUGUGGAAGAUUCUACAACCAAUCAGGAGCGGCACCAUAUGGAUGAUCUCACUGCCCAUUGGUCGACACAAAAGGACAAACAGUUGUGUGGGCACGGGAUGGGUCAAAGGGAGGGGGGAUGUGCAAAUGACCACGUUGAGAUGAAAACGUCGCAUCAGGCAGACAAAGAGAUGGACGGCGUGGAAGAAGGAGCAACACCGGUGAAGCAAAGGGAUGGGCAUGGAGGAAAGGAUGAGGUGAGGGUGCAGGAGAAGGACAGCGAACAGGAAGGGCACAGAGGAGAAGAACAGCCGGAGCACGAAGAGCCAACGAUCACGGUAGAGAGUAGCAAAGUCACACAGGAGACUGGACCAGACACCAAGGGCCGGUCUGAAGAUCCAGGGCUCUCGCCUGAUGACUCUGCCCAGAGGAACAGUCCACCACCUGGGGUAAAGGGGACCAGCAGUCCCCCUGAGGGAUCUGCAGAUGGGGAGAAAACAGCCUCUGUGGGGAAGAGUCCGCUGAAUCAGAGGGCAGUGGUGGACAGAGACGCCAAAGAGAGAGGCAACUCCUCCUCUCCCAGGGUGGUGAUGUCCGCGACGGCUAGAUUCCAGGUCCGCGACCUCCACACCAGGGGCUCGCCUGAGCAAGGGCAGCCCAGCACUGGGUCCCGAGGCUUGGAGCCCGCUCUGAGGAAGACCCCUCGGGAGGCCCCUGUGCAGUAUUCAGCUAAUGGCCUUCUGGCAGCGAGCAUAAAAACGGAUAAUUCCAAGGAUGACACACCUCCGGUGAAAGUCUCAGAGCUGAAGAAGAGAUUUGAACAUUGAUACUUGAAAGGAAUUCUAUGUAUCCCCAAAAUAUCGGAGACUCCAAGGGUCAAGGUUUAUUCUUUCAAUGAUGUCACCUUCAGGAGAGAGAGAGAGAGAGAGAGAGAGAGAGAGAGAGAGAGAGAGAGAGAGAGAGAGACUGACUGAAUUCACCGAAACUUAAGCAAGCGUUUACUCUAAUCUUACAAGCCAAGAUUUAUGUUCAAGACCAAAAGUCUUGAAAAGGGGGACUGAAGGGACUAGGAAUUAGGAGUUAGUUUAUUGAAUAUAAUCCAUAGUCAAUAAUUCAAUAUAUCUCAUUCCUAGUGGUAAUUGUAGUGUUAUUCUCCUGUACUCUCCUCUCUCCUCUCCUUUCCAUCAACCUACAGUUCUUCAAACAGGUUCACUUCUGCCAAAAACUUCCCAGGAUGACAGAUUUGAACAUUGAUACUGAUUGGGGAAGACACCAAAUUAUGCGAAUCCAAUGAUAUGAAGGACUCAGUAUUGCUGUUUUGUUUGUUUUGUUUUGAACCUGAUGUUGGAUGCAUGCAAGGUGCAAUGCGUUGUGUUGCCACUAGGUGUCAUACCAAAGGAAGACGUCUCAUUCAUCCCAUUGAGACCCCAGAGCCCAGGGAAAGGUUUCAUCAGUGGCUGGAUUUGAGAUAAAGAUAUGAAACCAAUGA